This is a messenger RNA of Pecten maximus, 639 nucleotides long. RefSeq lists its product as uncharacterized. Gene Ontology annotation, molecular function: transcription coactivator activity; DNA binding. Gene Ontology annotation, cellular component: nucleus; transcription regulator complex. The record is from RefSeq and is a predicted model, not a curated record. Lineage: Eukaryota; Metazoa; Mollusca; Bivalvia; Pectinida; Pectinidae. Gene Ontology annotation, biological process: positive regulation of transcription initiation by RNA polymerase II.
CGAGGAUCAAGUCAAAAUAUAUACCAAAUGAUUUCUAUUUUACGUUGGUGGAUAUAAGGGUAUAUUUCAUGGGAAAUACUGACUUACCAGACAAUCCUACUCGCUAUGGAAUAGCAUUGAAACCAGGACAGUGGGAAGCAGUUGUAUCUUUAAGCGGUAUACUAGAAAAGGAACUAGGAUUAAACGAGGAGUCUGACGAGCACACUCAGAUUAUGAUUGAAUGUCUAGCAUCGACAUUACUUGAACAUGUCGAUAAAAUUGCAAAGGAAAGUUGUGCCGGAUGUGAAUGCGACCAUCCAUCACAAAAACAUCAUACGGAAGGUUGCCUUAUGGAACAGUCAAACAAGAUUGACAAGUUCUAUGACUCGGCUAAAAAGCAUCUGAAUCGCAUCGCAGUUCUAGACAAGGUGUUGAAAUUGAGCGAGGAUGAUUAUGACAUUUGGAACUUAUAUAAACAAGUGUAAGAGAAUAAUGAGAGUGAAAUCAUCAACAUGAUGAAGCUUCCGUCUGAAAAAUGGAAGUUUGUUCUGCAUGUUUAAAUUGACAGUGCCAAAAGGAACAUUGGACUUCAUACGGAGAUGACAUUUUGUUUUAUACCCUACAAAGAGAACAUACUUUUGUGAUUUAAUAUCUAUCAUU